Molecule: messenger RNA, 547 nt
Organism: Trichoderma asperellum CBS 433.97
Lineage: Eukaryota; Fungi; Ascomycota; Sordariomycetes; Hypocreales; Hypocreaceae
Source: RefSeq, a predicted model, not a curated record
GUGACGAAGGCAUUGUUAAUCUGUUGCUGGUUGAUAAAGGAGCUGAUAUUGAGGCAAAAGAUUAUGAGCGUAUGACACCGCUAUUAUGGGCGGCUCAUAAUAGUGACGAAGGCAUUGUUAAUCUGUUGCUCGAGAAAAUGGCUGAUACUGAAGCAAAGGACAAUAAGGGCAUGACGCCGCUAUUAUGGGCGGCUCAUAAUAGUGACGAAGGCAUUGUCAAGUUGCUAGUUGAUAAAGGAGCUGAUAUUGAUGCAAAAGAUGAUGAGUGUAUGACGCCGCUAUUAUGGGCGGCUCGGGAAGGUCAAGAAGGUAUUGUUAAUCUGCUGCGUGUGAAAGAAAAAAAAUCACUAUAGAAAAUACAUGUAUACAUGACCUAUAAUUCCAGAUCGAGGUCUCCAGACAUAUGCAAUAGACAUUUUGAGUAUAAACUCACUAUAACAGAUAUUGGACUAGUCGGAGAUGGAACUCCCUAAUAGACUCAAAGAAGGGAAGGACUGAUGCAGUGCCUCUCCAGGUGAGAGACGACUGGUGAGAUAAUGUAAGAUUG